AUGGUCAGCGCUUCGAGGUUGACGGCGUUGAAUGCCUCCAUCUGUGUGGCGCUUGCCUCGGGCAUUUGGAGCAUGGACAACCUUGUCACCUUUGGGGACAGCUAUACGGAUGAGUCGAGGGCUAUUUAUCUAGCCGAGUACGGCCAUGUGCCGCCUGCAGGCCUACUCAUGCCACCGAAUAACAGGACAGCGGAUGGUGGCAUAGCCUGGGGCAGAAUGGUGGCGAGCAUGACCGGUGCUAGGUACUACAACUAUGCAGUGGCCGGCUCUACCUGCUCGGAAAAGGUAGCAACACAACCAGCACGUAUUAUACCUGGCCAGAUACCGACUGUUCUCGAGUAUGAGGUUCCUGCAUUCGAAGCAGAUUUGGCCGUUGCAUCGUUCUACCCCAAUCGACAAGCAAACAACACAGUAUACGCCAUGUGGAUUGGCACCAAUGAUCUUGGCGUAGAAGGCUUCCUUUACGAUCGCAACAGACCUGGGACGGUUCUCAAUGACUUUGUUGGUUGCGUGUGGCAAUCCUUUGAUCGCAUUUACAAGGCCGGGGGUCGUCGAUUCGUUAUCAUGAAAGCCGUGCCACUGGAAAAGACGCCGACGUACGCAAGCUUUGACAAUGGAGGUGCACGAGAUAAUCCGGUCUGGCCGACAAAGUCUCAAUACAAUACGACAGAAUAUCAGCACAAGAUUUUCCAGUAUAGUCAGGCAGUGAAUGAGCUGUUUGACUACACGACGCCACUUCAUCUCUUGCUGAAACGUCGUUGGCCGGGAGCCAGCGUCACCGUCUUUGACACUCAUUCGAUUUUCAACGACAUUCACAACAAUCCCGGUCAAUAUCUUUCAUCGCCGCAGAACGUCGUGUCUUCAUUCAAGACCUGUGAUGCCACUGGCAAAUGCGAAAGUUCCACUUGGCCCAAAGCAAGCUUUCUCUGUGCCUCUCAGGACUGCACUCUUGUCCUUGACGCCGAGGACGAUGCCGUUGCCGUUGCCGUUGCCGUUGCCGAGGUCAAGGGUAACUUAAGGGGCACAGGAGCUGAGGAGCCGGCGACAACUGGCGGCGGCAGGCGGCGGUAA
Molecule: messenger RNA, 1071 nt
Organism: Beauveria bassiana ARSEF 2860
Lineage: Eukaryota; Fungi; Ascomycota; Sordariomycetes; Hypocreales; Cordycipitaceae
Product: acetyl esterase
Exons: 2
Coding region: 1-1071 (356 amino acids)
Molecular function (GO): hydrolase activity, acting on ester bonds
Source: RefSeq, a predicted model, not a curated record